CAACGGUCGGAAAUUUACACCUUGACCCCAACUUAAAACCCUAAUUUUCAACAGGAGUUCCAAUUUUCAUGGACAGCAAGAGCAAGAUCCUUCCCAAGUUCCUAUUCUGAUCAUAAUCGAUCGCUAUGUUUGGGAUUUGACGGUUAAAGUAGUUGAUUCAGUUACCCCCAUCACUGCGAGCGCGCACUGACAACUAGUUCUGAAGAAACAGGUUUCCCGGUUUGGGAUUGGUAGCAAUCAUCAUCAUCAUCAUCAUUAUCAAUCCUUAUCAUUAAUAGCGCUUCCAAGGUAGUCUUAAUGGGCUUAGCUGGCCCAAAACGGCAAGUAUCGAAGACGUUUUGAUGGUAUUGCCCUGCGUUCUUAUGCUAUGAAAAGCCGCAAGAAGCUACCCCACCGAGGGCUGCUUUCGCGAAUGAUUUCCUGCUUAGGUUUGUGCCCAUGAUUUCUGGGUUUGCUUUCUGAAAAUAACCGAUUCCGCCACUGGCAAUGAAGAUUUUGCGCUUGACUCCGUGGUCUGUGACUCUAAUUAAAGUAUCAUACCAAACCAAAAGGAUGGAGAAGGGGAAAUUUACACAAGGGAUGCCUUUACUAUUCUUCUGCUAUAAAGUCCAAAUCGAAGAAUCCCACUGGCGUCGGCAAUCUCCUUCUUUCGGAGGAGUGGGUUCUGAAGCAAGCAUCCAUCUCCAUUUGGAUCAUUGAUGUUCCAGCCGAGGGUGUUCUCAUUCAGAGGAAUGAAGGUGGCGCCUUUCUCAUGCGCACCAACUGUUCCACAUAUGGGCCGUGUGGGUUGUAAUGGUUUAAUUACUGUGAAUACAUACUGGGAAUUAGUAGGUGGUUUAAGAUUAUGUUUAAAUCCCAUGAUAAGGAUUUUUUACAUAAUUUAUGUUUCUCAUCUAACAAGAAUUUAAUUUAGUUUGUCAAUUUAAUUCUCUUCUAAAUGAAUUAUUCCUGUGUGUGCAGUGAGCUAGGUACGAGGAGUUAGUCAAAUUUACCAAGCAAGAAAUCAAGGGAUACCGAAGACAACAUGAACUUGGUGAGAUGUUGAUGAGGAAGCAAAGAAUUUGGCUAAAGCUCAUACCAUGGACCUUCUCAAUUUGGAUGUUAUUCCAACUAAAAAGAAGUUUAGAAGAGGAACAAUUUUGGUUUCUUUUUCAUUACAAAUUAUAGAUACACUGGCCAGACUUGGGCAGCAAUGGAGGGCUUAUAUGCAUCGGGUCAAGUAUUGGGGUCAGCAACUUCUCAAUUAAGAAGCCAUCAGACCUGCUCAAGAUUACCAAAGAACCAUCUGCUGUCAAUCAGGCAUGUUCCCCUCUAAGAUCUCCUGGCUCUUUGGUUAACGAUUUGAAGGUGUGAAGUGGUGAACAAUAAAGGCCUGGAUCAAGCAAGAAGCAUCUCUUCUGUAGCAGAAAUAAUAAAAGCCCAUUGAAGGAUCGUCUAACUUUCAAAACUGCCAGUCCAAGGUGUAGGAAACCAGGCCAAUUUUGUGUUUGUUAAGGACUUCGGGACCGAUGACAAUGACUUUGUUAGAAUGGAGGUGAAGAGUCUCAAUGCAAGAAGGAUCGCUCUCAAAAAUCUCAAAGACUAGCUCAAUUUUUUUCAUGUGAGCUUUGUUUUAAUCUUUUCCCCUACUUCUAGGGUUUGCUUGCCAUUUUACUUGUUUUCAUUUGGUCCUAUUUGAUUGAUGAGAAAAUGAUGGAAAAUUUCCAUGGAAAAUGCAUCUUAAUGCUUAAUGUACCCUACCGCUUUAGCAUCACUUUCUUCAACCAAAUGGCAACGGCUGUAAAUGGCUACCUUUACUGGAUUGCAUGGAAACAAGAUCGUGCGAGGAGCAUUUGUGGUGUGAUCUUGUGUUUUGAUUUGGAGAGGGAGACACUAAGAGAGGAGACAUCUCUUUGUGGUCAGGGCAUAUUUUAUGAAGAUUACCAGUCAGUUCUAGCUGGAGAUGGCAAACGCAAUAAAUUCAUACGCGGUAUGCUUAGUCUUUUGGGGAAUUCUCUUUGUUUGGCUCGUACAUACGAUGAUAAAUAUCUUGAUUUGUUUAUAAUGGAGGAAAAUGAGAUGACAAAAACAAAAUACUGGGUUAAAUACGCUACAAUUAAUGUGCAGAAGCAACACUGUGUUUCCUCCUAUAUAUGUCACUAGAAAUGGAGAUAUGUUGGCAAAUGAACAAGACUAAACAAGAUUAUCAUUUUCUAUCCAGAUGGUUCUUCAUUAAAAAAGAAGGUUGCAAUUC
Molecule: messenger RNA, 2233 nt
Organism: Rubroshorea leprosula
Lineage: Eukaryota; Viridiplantae; Streptophyta; Magnoliopsida; Malvales; Dipterocarpaceae
Source: the annotation of a GenBank genome assembly